AUGUCAAAUUCAUCGUCACAACCAAACCUUCUGUUGCAACCUCUCACCAUAUCUCCUAAUGAAGAACCUUCCUACGAAGCACCUCCUUAUGCGCCCGAUGAUGAAGUAACAUCAGUGCAAGCACCGCUGCAAACUCAUCCGAUUCUUUACAAUCAAAAGGAAAUUCAAUCUUCUAACAAUAACGGUGUUUAUGUAGUCGACAACACCCAAUUCUCGCCAUUGAAUUCUCCAGGAGUACAGAACGCUAACCCAACCUUUCCUAUCUCGUCGGGCAACAACACAAUUCAAUCAUCUAAUACCCAGUCAUUUCUAGUACAGCAGUCUGACGGUACAAUCGUCCAAGUUGGUUCAAUCGGUAACCAAAAGACGACACCGUUUCCGCAACAGAAUUUGCUGGCUCAAAAUCAACAAGGAAUGUUAACGGGUAUGUCCGCUGGUGGCCCGCAAGAAUAUUUUUGCCCAAAUUGUCAGAUGUCUGUUCUACCUAUCGAGCAAACGAGUCAAACGCCCCUAGGACAUUGUUUUGGACUCAUCAUGUGUCUCAUCAUACCGGUCUUUGGAAUGGCGUUAGGGAAAUUGUGUGUCGCAACAGUUCGAAAGUGUCCUUUUUGUUCGAGCGUUGUUGAGAAUCCAAGUGGGCAAAAUAUGAUGGUUGGACAAACUCAAAUGGUUGGACAGCCUCAAAUGGUUGGACAAACUCAAAUGGUUGGACAGCCUCAAAUGGUUGGACAAACUCAAUUGGUUGGACAGCCUCAAAUGGUUGGACAAACUCAAAUGGUUGGACAGCCUCAAUUGGUUGGACAGCCUCGAAUGGUCGGACAGCCUCAGAUGGUCGGACAGCCUCAGAUGGUCGGACAGCCUCAGAUGGUCGGACAGCCUCAGAUGGUCGGACAGCCUCAGACGCAAAUGGUCGGACAACCUCAGAUGGUCGGACAGCCUCAGACGCAGAUGGUCGGACAACCUCAAAUGGUUGGGACGCUUAAUCAGAAUCAAAUCAUUGGACAGACUCAGUAUUAG
Molecule: messenger RNA, 1017 nt
Organism: Paraglomus brasilianum
Lineage: Eukaryota; Fungi; Glomeromycota; Glomeromycetes; Paraglomerales; Paraglomeraceae
Source: the annotation of a GenBank genome assembly